ACAUAUUUAAGGACUGGCAUAUAGCGAAAUUACUACAUAUUGUGUUUAUAUAUUUUGUUUUAACUAACAUUGCAGCAGCAAAAUGAAUCAGCAAAACAAUGGUGGUGAUUCUGGCAGGAAUUCGAUGCAGCAAUCGGGGGAAUCUGACCAUGUAUCCAUGUACUCGCGCAAUCCAAUAACUGGCAUGGGACUAAAUGGAGAUGGUGUCGGUGGUUUGAAGCCAAAGACACCCAAGUGCAGAGUGGGAAAUCCCGUUACAGGAGAAGGCUACAGACCAGGUCACACAGACCUGGAAGAUUUGCGCAAGACUCAUCGUCGGCAAGGCACAUUUUCCGAUGGUCGCCCUUAAUUCAGUUGCCGAUUCAACAAAAGCUCCCCCCAUACUUACAUACAUAUAUAUACAUAUACUCUCCCUCUUUGUUUCUUCGUGGACUAGUCGAACAUACCCAACACAUGCCUCUGGUUCAAAUUCAAAGUUCCUAAUUCAAGUUUGCAUUUCUUUCCGUUUUAAAUACAAACACAUGUCUUGACGUUAGACUCUGGCA
Molecule: messenger RNA, 545 nt
Organism: Drosophila innubila
Lineage: Eukaryota; Metazoa; Arthropoda; Insecta; Diptera; Drosophilidae
Product: microtubule-associated protein Jupiter-like
Exons: 3
Coding region: 83-349 (88 amino acids)
Source: RefSeq, a predicted model, not a curated record